Messenger RNA from Striga asiatica, 645 nucleotides. The record is from the annotation of a GenBank genome assembly. Lineage: Eukaryota; Viridiplantae; Streptophyta; Magnoliopsida; Lamiales; Orobanchaceae.
GGUACAAAAUAUUUAUGCUUUGCUUGAUGCUCAUAACCUUUACUAUUGCAUAUGCCCCUUUCUCUCAUAGAUCAAACCUUAAAAUCAGUAUAGGAUAAAACAUUGUUGAUAAAAAUUUUGUCUCAAAGUUCUCUUGCCAAUAUGGGACAGACUCUCGUGAAAUCCGGAAACGAGGAGAAAAAGGAUAAAGAAAUUGGACCUGUGCUUGAAGAAUGCUAUCACAAAUACUUUGUGAACACCAUGGAUUGGAGCUCAGCAGAUUUCCACCAUGCAAUUUGCCUAACAAUAGAGGAAAUCAACAAAACUAUAGGGAGCACUCAACUUAGGGUGCCUCAGAACAGCACACUCCAACAUGCAUACCAAAAACAUCACCAGUGCAAAGGAAAAACAUUGAGAAAAGAAGAGUUUGAAAAGAUCCUUAAAGAAGUGAUUCUUGACACAGGAGUUACAAACACAGGUGCAAAAGACUUGUUAUUCUAUCUGUUUGGAGUGCCAGCCACUGCCUUGUUCUUCAAGCUACGUUUGGCGCCAAAAUUAAUCCCAAAUGAUGUUUUUAUCUCUGUUAUUACAUCUGCAACUCUAAAAACUUACCCACCGGAUUAUUCUUCUGAUGCCGGGCCACCACCGGAAUCGGCAUGCGUGUCG